AUGGCAGACGAAGAGGCGCAGAUUCCAGGCAUUUUAACAGUCCUGGGAUACUUGGAGAGCAGCAAUCCUCUCAUGCACCUUGCCCUCCAAAAAUUCAUUGUCGAAACAAUGGAGCGAGAGGAAGAACUUCUCGAGCGGCUCGCAUUUUAUGAAGGAGCCGCAGAAGAGGAGGGUGAAGCGUUGGAGCCGGCACCUGCGGAGCUGGAAAUAGAUGAGGAAGAGGCUGCCUGGGCCCCUCUUCCUGACGAAGAUGGCGAGUGGAUGCUCGAGGAAGAGCAUCCGGAACCUGCCGAAGAAAGCUCCGCAAUGCCGGCUUCCCCUAUGGAAGUCGAUGAGGACGCAGAACCGGAGCAAGGUGUGCGAGAAUUAGUCCUAAGAAACAGGACGAUAAUAAUACCGGUUCCUGCGACACCAGAAGCCGUAGGCGAAGAAAUGGCACCGGAGGCCUUCCAAGUUGGAAUUGUGGAAGGUCUCCCAGAGCAAUUCAGACAAGAAUUAAGGGAGCCCGAGAACAACGCCUACGAGGUAGUAAUGGAUGGAAACCAAAGUUCCAUUAUUUGUGGCUUUUGCGGGCGCCGGUUUGAGACGCUUAAAGGCUGGCGCAUUCACGCUACAAGGAUGCACAAGCAGGACGGUUUUUGUACUGCAUGUGGCCACAUUUUGACCCUCCCUCCCACAGCCACGGCUGCUCAGAAACAAGCAGCUGUGGAAUUACACAUUUCCGACUGGUGCCCAAGGGCACGAAAGUCAAUAGUUGACGAGAGGAGGGUCAAGCGUCGUCGACUAGAAUUAGCAGGAAAGGAUGACUUGGCCCAGAACAUCCACAUACCAAUCCGCUGGCGACGCUGCCACUCCUGCACCAUUGACGCUGAACAGCUGCUACCCUCAGACAGUACCUGCAAAAAUGCCGCAGAGGACUCAUUUUUGGAAUUAAUUUUAACUAAUGUAAAGUUUUGUUUUGACUGUAUUUCGAGCGAUGAAGAAUCAAUUGAACAGAAUGCACGAGUAGAAGGUAUCUGGAAUCAAUUUUAUGUUCGCGGAUUGGAAACAUCAGAAAGAGCAUUUGGUUCUUAA
Molecule: messenger RNA, 1074 nt
Organism: Thelazia callipaeda (thelaziosis nematode)
Lineage: Eukaryota; Metazoa; Nematoda; Chromadorea; Rhabditida; Thelaziidae
Source: the annotation of a GenBank genome assembly